ACACCGUCUUUCUUGUUCUAAAGCAAUACCUUCCUCUCCAACUCAAACAUCUCUCCCCCUCUCUCUAUCUCUCUCUGUUCUCUCACUGAUCAGUUCAUUCAUGGGCAACGCAGUAUCACCUUGCUUGCGGCACAACUCGAGCUCGAAGUCACAGUCCGUGAAGCUAAUCUUCUGUGAAGGCACCACCAGGAUGUUAGCCGGGAACCGCCCCCACAUAGCCGGCGAUAUCAUGUUUGAGUGUCCCGACAAGAUGGUCUUGCACGCAGACUCGUUCUUCCUCGGCCGCGCAAUCCCGUUGCUUGCCAUCGACGAUGAGCUCAUCCCCGGAGAAACCUACUUCGUCCUUCCCAUCGACUUCUUCUCCGGCAACACCCUAUCUUCCUCCACCAUUGCAUCCCUUUGCUCAAACUCAAGGAAACAGUCCCUCGUGAGCUUCAGCGAUAGCGACAGUCCUUUCGAGUAUGUCAAAAACGAAGACGGGAAGGUGGUAAUGCCGACACAGCCGGGAGUCGCGGUUUUCUUUGUAGCACACCGGAGUUGCAAAAGCAUUACGAUCAGCUAGUAGGGUCUAAAGUGCAAGUUUGGUCGCCGAAAUUGGAGACGAUAUCAGAGUACAAAACUAGGGUUUUGCCUUCCAAACUUAUUAGGUUGGAGUGGAAGAAGAAAGAAAGGCAAUAGUUUACAAGUUCCUCUGCUUUUUUUUUUUUUCCUUUUUUACGCUAUGAUUAUAGUUUCCUGAUGUGGUUGAAGAGAAUGAAAGAGUAUAUAUCUAGUUAAUAGUUACAAGUAAUGCAGUCGUGUUAAACAAUUUUUUUUUUUUCAACUUCUGAAUUGCCUCUCAAUUGUACAAAAAAGAUGGAAACAGCGGUUGAUCAAAGAGAUACUUGACAAAUGAAUUUAAUGUUCACAAUUCAAUGA
This is a messenger RNA of Eucalyptus grandis, 918 nucleotides long. RefSeq lists its product as uncharacterized. The transcript is spliced from 2 exons. Lineage: Eukaryota; Viridiplantae; Streptophyta; Magnoliopsida; Myrtales; Myrtaceae. The coding region runs from base 101 to 562 and encodes 153 amino acids. The record is from RefSeq and is a predicted model, not a curated record.